AUGUCUACCGCCGAGCUCGCCUGCUCCUACGCCGCUCUCAUCCUUGCUGAUGAGGGCCUUGAGAUCUCCGCCGACAAGAUCCAGACCCUCAUCGGUGCCGCCAAGGUUGAGGAGAUUGAGCCCAUCUGGGCCACCAUCUUCGCCAAGGCUCUUGAGGGCAAGGACGUCAAGGACCUCCUGACCAACGUCGGCUCUGCCGGUCCCGCCGCUGCUGGUGGUGCCCCCGCCGCCGGCGGUGCUGCCGCCCCCGCCGAGGCUGUCGCUGAGGAGAAGGAGGAGGAGAAGGAGGAGUCCGAUGACGACAUGGGAUUCGGACUUUUCGACUAA
Molecule: messenger RNA, 327 nt
Organism: Penicillium maclennaniae
Lineage: Eukaryota; Fungi; Ascomycota; Eurotiomycetes; Eurotiales; Aspergillaceae
Gene: rpp1
Product: ribosomal protein P1
Exons: 4
Coding region: 1-327 (108 amino acids)
Biological process (GO): cytoplasmic translation; translational elongation
Cellular component (GO): cytosolic large ribosomal subunit; ribosome
Molecular function (GO): protein kinase activator activity; ribonucleoprotein complex binding; structural constituent of ribosome
Source: RefSeq, a predicted model, not a curated record